UUCCACAUUGGAAAAAAUGGCUUCGUGACCUAAAAUAGUAUUUAUUCUAUCAUUCAUUAAAGUAUUUGCCGGCACGCUACAUAUUGUUGGCUCCAAUAAUAAAUUAUCGUUAUAUGCUAGAACUGAAUAGUUUAGUGGAGAGAAUCAAUCAAACCCGGUUACGGGUUGGGGCAGUAAAGUUUCCAGGCGAUAUCGUCAUUUAGCCAGUUUGCCAAUAUUGUAUUCAGUUGCAUACAUACGGUCGCAAGUCAAAUAAAUCAAGAACUUUUCGCCAGAAUACAGCAAGUAACAAGCUCAACAGUUCGAGUCGGGCUAUAAGCCCAAAGCUUUGCGCAAUUGGGAAGUACCGAAAUUGCACCCGACAACUCCACGCAGAAGGACUGGAAAGACGCGAACCAUUGCCAAUGACCGUGGGCAUAUAUCGGUGAAUUUAAAAAAAUCCCAUGUACCUGAAUCGAUCAGCAACCAGAGACUCCCUGAAUGCUUCGGUAAGGGAGAGUUAGAGCAGAACACCACUAGCUACGGAAAGUUGCAGGAAAUGUUCAUGUUUCUGAUGGUUUCAGGUAGUGGUGCAAGCAACAUCAAUAAUGGCGAAGCAAAUGUUACUAACAACCAGGUGGACGACUCUACUCUAAAGGCGUCCCCGUACGUGCCGGGCGAUUUAACGGAACCCCAUCAUCGUCCGCCCAGCUACCAUGAGCUAAGCCAGGAUAGGUUUCCUCAGCCAUCGCCCGACCCCCCCAAGCGCUACCCGCUCUACCGGGACGAUUUCUCCCAACUACCUCCUCUAGAAGAUGGGCCGAGCCCAACCAACAAGGUAAUGGUCACUUCGCCAACCCCAAACGACCGGGACAGCGCCAAGACGAACCGCAUUCUCUCGCCCAUAAUCAGCGCCAUCUCCAACUUCAACCUGGCGAAGAGGCUGCACAAGGAAAACCUGGAGCACAACCCUCUGCCUGACACUAUCACCGAUUCGAUCUAUCGCAAGCUGCAGAUGCAGCGAAUCCUCGGGCCGGAUCCAGGCCUAAGUUUGGAGAACGAGCAUUAUGCGUGUGGAGUAGGUUGGAAGGGAUAUCCGGGUUUCGGGCCGAACAGAUGCACUAAGAUGAAGGUGUUCCGACCCCAAACGUGCGCGCAGCACCACAAAAAAGACCGAGACGAAGACAGGCCGGGCAGUAGCGGCAGCUUCGAGCGCAAAUGGCGUUUCAUUCGGCAAAACAAGGUAAAUCCUAUUGAUUUGGCAAUUUGCUGGGACUUGAAUCCGGUGGAUCCGGAGGAUGAGCCGAAGCCCCCAGUGCAUAUUGACGGCUCAAAUGGCUCUCAGGCGCCUGCCGUGUUUUCGCUAGUGCACACGCCCAAAGAAGAGACUGACAAUGUGCAAAAAUGCGAUGGGGUGCACGGGUGCGGCCCCAUCUUUGAUCACGGAGCGGGGGCUCGGCAGGAAAAGGACUUUGUCUUUGAUAGACCGCGCACUUGUGCGUCGAGGCAAAUGGGUUCGAAGACAAAGCAGAAACGCUCAAAAAGCGCCCAUGACGAUGCGGAGAAGACACUUAAGAGCAGAGAGGCAGUGAGCGUGAGCACCCCAAACUUGUGUAAGCCUGUGAAUUGCACACAGCACUCCUGCAAGAAACUGGGAGGCCGCUUGUGUGUCGCCUGCGAGCUAAAACACUUGCCCGGCGAGAGAAAAGCCAAAACCGAGUAUAAGUUGGCGUUCAAAGCGGGCGUGCCGCAGAAACACGUAAGUAGGACUUGGUGUCGCCAAUCUAAUCACGUACCUAAACCAACACUUCCAUAUAGAUCCAGGAACUACGCAAUCCAUAGUCUAGCUCCACCUUUUUCUUUCCAGAAGCAUAAACGCGACGAUUAUCCGGAGCAUUGGCGUCUGGCUACCGUCUACCAACAUUCAUAUAAACCGCUUCAUGCCCGAAAACGAUCCCUGUUGCAAACCGUCUAUAAGUAAACCACUGUCACUAGCCAUGCUCUCAUAAGAACCUUCAAUAAACCACUCCUUAGUACCGGAAUUAGUAAAGCGAUUAGUAGCAUAAUUAGUUCAUAUUGAACAUUGAGUGAGGCUCGUAUUAGAACCAGUCAUGAAAAGCCACAAUAAAUAAAUAAAACAUG
Messenger RNA from Dendroctonus ponderosae (mountain pine beetle), 2121 nucleotides. RefSeq lists its product as uncharacterized. NCBI's taxonomy places the organism in Eukaryota, Metazoa, Arthropoda, Insecta, Coleoptera, Curculionidae. The transcript is spliced from 3 exons. The record is from RefSeq and is a predicted model, not a curated record. Bases 539 to 1960 code for a protein of 473 amino acids. Gene Ontology annotation, cellular component: ciliary basal body. Gene Ontology annotation, biological process: cilium organization.